Trematomus bernacchii (emerald rockcod) is the source of this 4563-nucleotide messenger RNA. RefSeq names its product stonustoxin subunit alpha-like. Bases 144 to 3008 code for a protein of 954 amino acids. The record is from RefSeq and is a predicted model, not a curated record. Lineage: Eukaryota; Metazoa; Chordata; Actinopteri; Perciformes; Nototheniidae. Gene Ontology annotation, molecular function: GTP binding. The transcript is spliced from 3 exons.
CUCUCUCAGACCGCAGGCUGCAGUGGAGACAAGUCUCUCUGUUUCUCUCUGUUUCUCUCUGUUUCUCUCUGUGUCUCUCUGUUUCUCUCUGAAGGAGAAUCAACGAUCUCAGGUUUUUCUCAACAAACAGCAGAAUCUCUGCGAUGGACUCUGAAGGCAUCGGGACGAUAGAGGUGGCGGCGCUCGGACGGCCUUUCAGCCUCGGGAUGUUGUACGACUGCCGCAAAGACGAACUCAUCGCUGGAAUUACUUUGUGGAACCAUGAGGACCUUAAAAAUGAUAUUGGAGAAAGACCACAGAGCUAUAAUGAUUGUGAUAUGGUUGCAUCUGAAUCAAUUGAGGACAAAUCUUCAGCACUAAAUGUUGAAGCAUCGCUGAAGGCAAGUUUCUUGGGUGGACUGAUAAAUGUUGAAGGAUCAGCCAAAUACCUGAAAGAUACUAAGACUUCCAAAAAUCAGGCCAGAGUAACACUGAAGUACCAAGCAACCACAAAGUUCCAACAACUGUCCAUGAAUCAUCUUGGAAAAGACAAUUUGGAUCAUACAGAUGUCUUUGAGAAAGGAAUAGCAACACAUGUAGUCACAGGUAUCCUUUAUGGCGCACGAGCCUUCUUUGUCUUUGACCGUGAGGUGUCUGUCAACGAGAACCAUCAAGACAUUCAGGGCAACUUGAAGGUGAUGAUCAAGAAAAUUCCCCAUCUUUCAAUAGAGGGCGAAGGCUCGCUGAAAAUGGAAGACAAGGACAAAACAAAUGUUGAGAAAUUCUCCUGCAGAUUCUUUGGAGACUUUUUGAUUCAGAAACCUCCAACAUCCUUUCAGGAGGCAGUAGAGGUGUACCAAAGUCUACCAAAGCUGCUGGGAGCCAACGGGGAAAACGCAGUACCAGUGAAGGUCUGGCUGAUGCCUCUGACAUAUUUAAAUGAUUCUGCCGCUAAACUUGUCCGUCAGAUAAGUACAGGAUUAGUUGAAGAAUGUCAGACUGUCCUGGAGGACUUCAGUGACCUGGACAUGAGGUUCAAUGAUGCACUGAGAACCCAAACUGCACAGCAGUUCCCACAGAUUGGAGAAAAACUCAAAACCUUUAAACAGAUGUGCUCUGAGUUCAAACUGGAAUUCCAACGAACCCUGGCAAAGAAACUGCCAUCAAUCCGAGGAGGAGGAGAAGAAGAAGCUGUGCUCGCAGAGGAACUGAGGAAGACAUGUUCUUCUCCUUUCAACAGCAAGGACCUGAACGAGUGGAUGGACUGUAAGGAGAGAGAAAUAUACACCGUGAUGUCUCUGACCGACAUGAUGACAAACACCAAGAUCAUCUCAUCUCAAACCGACCUCUGCAAAGAAAGCUUCAAAGCAGAGGAGGCUGUGUGUUUUGUCUUCACCUCGCUGGGAAGUGAUGAACCGUACCUCUCAACUUUAUCAAACUACCUUAAACAAACACCCAAACCAGAUGUGGCUCAAGAUCCACAUCCACCAGAUCAAUGGUACAACUCAAGAAAAGAAAUGGAAGCAAUGCGGCAUAAAGCAAAGCUCUUCAGUGAUUUUGCAGAGGCCAACAAGGAUAACAAGAACAUUACAUUUCUGACAGUGGGUUUAGCAAACGAGACACAGAAAGGUGCCAGCAUCCACCUUUAUAAAGACGGCUUUCCUGUCAAUGAGAACUUUGAGCUGCCUUCAAAGCCUGUAACAGUAACAGGAAGUGAUAUUGUUUCUCCACCCAGAUUUGGAGCAGAGGACAUCUCCUCCUACUCUGAUGAGUACUGUGUCAGUGUAGAGGACAGCUGGAAACAAAAGACGGGACAAAAACCUGCACAUCUCACAGAAUUCCUCAUAAGUAAAAGCAAAAAGAUCAAUUCUGAAUCUCCCUCAGUUUACAAACUGCCUCUGAAAGAAGACGAUCUGGACAUCGAUGGAUGCCGGAGGUACAACUUUGGCACAGAAAGUCUUAGGCAAAAUCGCACAAUAAUGCUUCUCGGAGCAACUGGAUCUGGAAAGUCCACUCUGAUCAAUGGACUCAUCAACUACAUAGUUGGUGUUGAGUGGAAGGACGAUUUCAGAUUCAAGUUAGUUGACGAGGAUCAGUCGAGAUCUCAAGCUGAGAGUCAGACCUCUGAAGUCACUGUGUACAAAAUCAACCACCAAGAGGGCUUUAAAAUCCCUUUCUCUCUGACCGUUGUUGAUACUCCAGGCUUUGGAGAUACAAGCAUAACAAGAUACAAGGAGAUCACAGAACAGCUUCUUAAUCUCUUCUCUGCCGAGCAUGGCGUCAGUGAAAUUGAUGCUGUGUGUUUUGUAGCUCAGGCUUCUCUAGCUCAGCUCACACCAACACAGAAGUAUGUGUUUGAUUCUGUGCUCUCCAUCCUUGGCAAAGAUGUGGCAGAAAACAUCCAGGUUCUGGUGACAUUCUCAGACGGCCAACCCCCACCAAUUCUAGACUCGAUCAAAGCUUUAGGUGUCCCAUGUCCUAAAACAGAAGACGGGCUGCCAGUUAACUUCAAAUUCAAUAAUUCUGCCUUGUUUGCACAGAACCAAUCAUCUGCUGCUGCUGACUCGAGUGUGGAUGAGGAAGAUGGAGGCUUUGAUCAGAUGUUCUGGAAAAUGGGGGCACAAAGCAUGAAGAGGUUCUUUGUUGCUCUCAAUAAGAUAACAACCAAAAGCUUGACAAUGACAAAGGAAGUCCUCAGAGAACGACAGCAGCUCCAGAUCUCAGAUCUAAAUUUAAAAAAAAAUGUUGAAACCUUGGAUCAAGUGUGGUAUUUUACAGGAUUUCCUCACAGCAAGGUUUUUGAUGCUAUAAAUCUCUCUUUUGUUGAAAUAAUUAAGGGGUCUCUUGAGUGUCAGAGCAGACUUGAAAAGAUAGCACUGGUUCCAUAUCCUCCAGACUACAUUGGCUUGCGCAUUGAGGGAGAGAAAGCUGAGGCCAAGGAAGGCUGGGAGAAACGAGUCCAGUACCUGAUGGAGAGGAGAGGAAAAGCAGAAGCAGAGCUCAUGGCUCAAGAACAAUCUCAAACCUAGGGCAAAAUCAAGACCAGCUCCAACUAAGACCAAAACAAGAGCUAAACAUGAUAUCAAAGAAGAGACGUGUAUAUACAAAAUUAAACAAGACAGGAUAUUGAGUGAUACUGAUCAAGAGUCCUUGAUGACCAACACAACCAAGUGACCAUGAUGAUCAUGGAACAUGUAUUUUUAUUUUCUGUUCUUACAAAGUUAUCGUUUAACUGUUUUUUUAAUCAUGAAGGAUUACAUUUUUUAAAGCAAGUUGGUUCGUCUUGAAGAAAUGCUGAAGGAGACAGCCGAGAGAAGCUCCUCCAGAGUCCAUAGUGAUCACAAAUCCUUUUGAUCAAAACCAAACCAAGACCAAACAGAUGCCAGCAAGACUAAGAGGAGAUCUAUCAACAAACUGGAAGACGUCUGUGUUUUUAUAUCUGAGAUGAUCUCACCAACCCUGGGACCCAUCGACUUCCUGUUUGGCAUGUGUGUUGCUAUGGACCAGGGGGAGGUGCUGCCCCGUGUGAGGCUCUUUGGAUCAGCGGUUAUGUAGGAAUAUGAGAAAACCCGGUCCACCCAGCGCUGAGGUGGAAUGCAGUUCAAAGUGAAAUAUUGGAAUCUUUACUUCACGACUCCACUCUUUACUGUUCUGCAUCGGGUACCUUUACAUUUAUUACUAUAGCUUCAUUUUGAUUAUACUUUUACAUACUUUUACCUAUGUGACAUUUUGAAUGCAGGGCUUUUACUUGUAACAGUAUCUAUUCUAUACAGUGUGGUAUUAUAACUAUAACCGAAGUAAAGUAUCUGAAUACUUCUUCCGUCAUUGAUACAAAACGUGAAGUCCAAAUAGACCCGCACUUAGAGCUCUAGUGUUAAUCAAUGAAUUAUAAUGCUUUAUUUUUCUCCUGCACAAACAUCUUCCUGCAGGAGUAAUCUGCAUGUUCUGUUUGAUAGAAAGUAAAAUGUACCAUGUGUAUGAAAUGUUAAAGUGUGAUUGUUUUGUGCAGAAAUCAUUAACGUCCUGACACCAUUACCACCAAUGUAAAAGAUUAAACCUGCAAGUUUAUUAAAAGUUAUGUUUAUUUUCUAUUAUGAUCAUUUACAAAUAUCAGAUUAUUACUAAAUGUUCUUUUCUGCUCUUUGUUUUAUUUUCUUUGAGAUUUGAAAACUUGACAUGAGUUUUGUUAAUGAUUGAUUGUAUUGUGAGUGUCCUAAAAUGAUAUGGUGGCUCCUGCUGGAUGAUGGAGACGUUUCUAAACGUUAAACAAUAACUCAGACUAAUGGAAAGUGUAUUUUAAUCAGAACAACAUAUAUGAGUUUAAGGAGAUUAAAGAAGAUCUAUCAACAGCUGAAAGGAAAAAGUAUAACUGUUAAAUAUUGUAUUUUUCACAUAAAGUUUGAAUGUAUUUCCAUUGUAAUCGGUUUACCCUGUUGUUGUUUUAACCGGGUUAUCAGCUUCCUGCUUAUUUUAACAGUUUAUUUACUAUUAGUUUAAUAUUCUUUGAGUUUUAAAAACAUUAUACCUGAUACUGAUGUGUAUUGAUUAACAUGUACUGACAGAUGGAGAAAUCAUUAAUUAACA